Molecule: messenger RNA, 1239 nt
Organism: Gavia stellata (red-throated loon)
Lineage: Eukaryota; Metazoa; Chordata; Aves; Gaviiformes; Gaviidae
Gene: TNFRSF18
Product: TNF receptor superfamily member 18
Exons: 9
Coding region: 1-1239 (412 amino acids)
Biological process (GO): positive regulation of cell adhesion
Cellular component (GO): external side of plasma membrane
Source: RefSeq, a predicted model, not a curated record
AUGAGCUGUUGGCUUGACAGAAGUGCUGCUGUGGCCGCAGAGCUCCUCUGUGGUGUGGGCUCAUCAGCUUUUUCCACGAAUCUUGCUUGUUUUCUGCCCUCUGGCUCCGCUGUGCCCCAGCGCACUGUGUCCAAGCGCCUUCCUGCAGUGGGAGACUUCCCUCUGGCUGAAGAAGGAGCUGAUGCCGGCCCUGGAAGUGCGCAGCGGAGGUUAGUAAUUUGGACAGUUCAGCAAACUGGUGGCUCCAGUGGCCGCAAGCGAAAAGGAAACUGUAAAAUGAGGCACCUGGCGAUGUGUAAAACGUUCAGCUCGUGGCUGGAGAUCCUUAAGGUGCAGAGAGAGCUGGAAACCCUACCGGAUCAGGCAGCAGCAUGGGACCUCACAGCGUUGGCAUACAUCACGUUCAGGACGGAGCAAGAAGGGGAUUGGCAGAUGAAAUGUCACUACCUUACAUCAGAGACAGACAUGACUGAACAGGCAAGCGAAACCGGUCACUUCAAGAUUCAAGCUUGCUUGCUGCUGCUGGUGUGCCUAUGGCAAUGGACACAGCAAACUCUGGCAACAUCAUGCCCAGAUGGUGAACUGAGAGUAAUCAGUAAAGACAAAAACAAAUGCUGCCCCAAAUGCAGCUCAGGAGACAACAGCCCAUGUCCAAAUAUUGAGGACCAUGACUGCAAAUGUCGUCAGGGAUACAGCUGUAUUGAUCGUGCAUGUCUCUACUGCCAAAAACUGCCUGACUGUGCAGAAGGCGAGGAGCUGGUUAAGCUUGGCAUUUCAGACUUCACAUUCAAAUGUAAACCAUGUGAGAUAGGAACCUAUUCUAAUGUUAAGAAUGGCUGGUGCCGUAACUGGACUGACUGUGAAAGUUCUGGGUUUCUAACAAUCAAGCAAGGCAACAGUACACAUAAUGCAAUAUGUGGUUUCCCUGCUAAAGAUUUGGAGCAAGUUCCUAUUACAAAUGACUCUCUAUAUACCACCAUCCUGGCCAUCCUUACUGCAGUGGCUUUAUUUGUUCUCAUCUUGCUGACCUUCUUCUUGCAUUUCUGCAUAUGGUCACUGAAGAAAGAAAAAUACCCCGCGGCUGACGAUCUGGAACAUAACUUCCCUAGGCUGCUGGUGGCUCCACAACUCUCACACCAUAGAGAGGAGACUUACAGCUGCCAGUUUCCAGAAGAAGAACAUGGAGACAAGACACCAGAAGAAAAGGCUUGCUAUUUCCACCCUCAGAGUCUGCAAUGA